GACGAUGAGCUGCUGGAAAGGGCAAAACUGUUGCAGCUCCUGGGGAGUUAUGGGGUCAGCGACAGAGGAGGAGGAGGAGGAGGAGGAGGAGGAGGAGGAGGAGGAGGAGGAGGAGGAGGAGGAGGAGGAGGAGGAGGAGGAGGAGGAGGAGGAGGAGGAGGAGGAAAGACGGAAGAGUUUUGACAUCCUGGAGAGAGGGGCAGGGAUCCAUGGCAGACCAGCAGAUCUAGAGAGGCUUGAAGUGCUCCAGAUCUAGUGUUUGACAUGGCCCAAAAGUUGGAUGGCCCUCCUAGGUUUACCGGCUCGGACUUUUCGCUAUGGAGGUUCCAG
Closterium sp. NIES-67 is the source of this 330-nucleotide messenger RNA. The record is from the annotation of a GenBank genome assembly. NCBI's taxonomy places the organism in Eukaryota, Viridiplantae, Streptophyta, Zygnematophyceae, Desmidiales, Closteriaceae.